AUGAUCCACACAGUAACGAAGCAGAUUCCGAACGAAACGUACAGCGACUGGGUGGUGGUGUCUUCCGGAUCACCGGAUGACAACCUUGCUGCUGUUGCCCGUGCACCGAACGGCAAGGCAAGCCCACGCAGCGUACCGCUAUCGACGGCAAACGCACAAAACUCCACUCAAAUGCUAAGCUUAACCAACCCCAACAUGUCGAAGGUGGUUUGCUGUAAAAAUCCGAAGAAUUUGUUCUGCUUCGUCUGCGGCCUCUACAUAUUGUCGCACCACAAGCGAUCGAUCAUGACUCGGCCGCUGCUGGAAGCGUACGAAUCAUACUUUAAGGUGCGUACGAGCAAGGAAAACUAUCUGCAAGGCCCACCGUCCGUCUGUAAUGUGUGCAACAAUGCGCUGCUACGCUGGAAGAAUGGCAUGUGCCCCAAGCCGGAGCUCCCGUUCGCCAUACCGAUGCUGUGGAGUCAACCGGCCGAUCAUGCCACCGAUUGUUACUUUUGCCUGACGUGCACCACUCCAUCGGGCGAGAAGAAAAGUUCGCUCUACUCGAACGCCCCAAUCGAAUAUCCCAUACUACGAUCUGCCAUACGGCCGAAACUGUUUGCCUCACGGCCAGCCGGUGUACCACAUACCCGUAGUGCGUCGGAUCUGCGCCGGAUCAGUGUACCACCGUCCGGGAUCGACGAACAGGAUAACGGUGUAUCGUCCAUUAGCAUUCGUACCUACGCUGGACAUUCGGUUAAACCAAAGGAGCAACACCCGGUGGGAAAUGGUUUGCAGCCGGUAGUGCGACGUAGCUUACCGGCACAGAAAACUGUUUCCAGUACUGUGCAAAAGCAUUCGAUUCCGGUCGCCGGUACGUUGAAACGUAAAAUCGAACCGAAUGACGAUGGUACCGGUUCCCCUUUGACGUACGGCAUGACGAAGGUUCGGCUACGCAAUUCCGAACCGACGAUUGUGCUGGAAAAGUGCAAAAAGCUGCUGCCCUCGAACACGGCCGCAAUUAUACGCCGCCCGAUGACACCGAACAGCGCGAACGCACCGCGUAUAUUGAACGUAUUCUCGCUCAACAAGGAUGCGGUCAACUGUGUUUCGGAAAUGUCCGUCAUUUGUCUUCCAGAAACAAAACCGCCGACUCCGCCACCCGAGAUAGCUUCCGUGCUACCGCAGACAAUCGUAAAAAUCGAAAUUGAAGACGAUGUUGAUGAUGAUGAUGUUGCUGAAUAUAAUGUAGUUGUCCCAGCAACGAAAGAUUCGAACGAUGAAUCCACAACGCAACUUGAUCUUAAAACGAGUGAGCUGCAAAAAAUUGAACCCGGUGUGGCAGUGAAAAACGAAUCAGAACAAAACGAACCAACCUACAACGUUCCGAAGCAAACUGUCGUAAAGAUUGAGCCACAAAAAAGCUCACCAACUUUAACCGCUCGGCAACAGAAAGUACAGGUAACACAUGGCCGGAUGGGUUUCAUUAAUGUGAAAGAUCUGGCCACAACCUCGUCGACGAUGACGAUUGGUGGUAGUAACGCAAUCAAAUUCAAACUAUCCCCCCCGCUGGAUGGAGCAGCAACAGCUUCCUUCCCAACGAAAGUAGUACCCGCUGUAAAGGAGGAAGCAGCAUCACCAGAAAAGAAACUACAACCAUCGAGAUAUUGCUUCAUCAACAUGAAAGAUAUGCCUUCCCUAACGGCUAACAAUGUUGAGCGAACGGUUAAAAUUACGGCGUCACCCAUCGUCGCCACCCAACCGCAACAGUCACAGCCACAGAAAUUGACCGACAGUACGGUUGCUGCUGCAACGUUAAAAUAUACCCCAGUUGUUGCUGUAGUUUCCGAACAAGGCGACACCAAGGUACUACAAGUACCCGACCAGGAUGAUGGUCCACAUCGUAUCACCCAGUCGGAGCUAAUUCUGCUAUUGCGAGAGCUUGAGCUGCCGAAGGCAAAAUCGGCCGUUUUGAUCGAUCGUUUAAAGCGAUGGAAUCUGCUAGCGAUCGAGAUGGUCGGUACGAAUCGUAAUCGACCGAUUGAGAUGCCGCAGCCAUCUUCUGCAUCCACAUCGUCCUCCACAUCAUCAGCUUUGUCUGAGAAAACCGCCACAACGCUAGCCAGCAUGAAGGAAAUUCAAAUCCACAACACCCGAGCAACAGGCCUCAGACAGUCCACCGGUCCGCCGAUCUUAACCAGCAGUACCAGUAGCCGCACAAGCACCACUACCGUAGGCAGCAAACCACCACUGCGCGUGCCGGUGGAACAAAAUGGUGGACCAACAAAACCGACUCUUUCAACAUCGAGCGCCAAGGUGGUUACUGCUGUAGUCAAAAACGAAAAAGCUUUACCACCAAGGAGGCAGGCCACUACUACUACUACUACUACUACCACUGCUGCUAGUGUGCCGGUUUCGGAAGAGAAGCCCGUCCAGCAGCGUAGCGGCAGCACCAUCACAACACGCAGUGCAACGGGCGCAAUCGUCAAGCAAAACAUUACCAGCUCGAGGGUAAAGUGA
Molecule: messenger RNA, 2499 nt
Organism: Anopheles maculipalpis
Lineage: Eukaryota; Metazoa; Arthropoda; Insecta; Diptera; Culicidae
Product: mucin-5AC-like
Exons: 2
Coding region: 1-2499 (832 amino acids)
Source: RefSeq, a predicted model, not a curated record